CUUUGUCCUUGUUCAAACUCACCAAACAAGGAAAUUAAAACCAAACCUAACAACGAUUAACGCCAUCAUCUAUUUAGUGUUACCUUCUUUGAACAACCCAGAAGGUUUUUCCCAAUUUAGAGGGUUUCUCUUUUCAGGCUAAUUUAUAGGGUUUCUCUUUUCAGGCUCUGGAACCCUAAUUGUUGCUUCUCUCGAAAGGACUUCAGUUUGGCCUUUUCCAUCUACUUGCACCAUGUCAAGCUUGGAGAAGCCACUUGUUUUUGAUAGGAUUCAGGAAUUCUCUUCUAGUGUUUGCAGGUCAAGAAGAGCAGAUGAUGUUGAAGAAGGAACAAGUUGUAGCACAUCCAAUAGCCGCGAAGAAGAGUAUACAAGAGACUACUUCUCUUUCAGCAAAAAGACUUUGAGCUUUGGCAGGAAUCACAAGGCUUUCAGAAAUGGUUUUGAAUCAUGGUUCUUGCCAGAUGAUCAAUUUAACUCCAAGACCAAGUGCAAUGAAAAAGAUGCAACACGUAAGUUCCUGAACCGAAUAGGAUUACCAAAGUUUGUUAAGAUAGUAGAAGUAGGUCCAAGAGACGGUCUACAAAAUGAGAAGAAGAUCGUAUCUGCAGCUACAAAGAUUGAGCUGAUUCAUAGGCUGAUUUCUUCUGGGUUGUCUGUUGUUGAGGCUACAAGUUUUGUAUCACCCAAAUGGGUUCCUCAGCUAGCAGAUGCAAAGGAUGUAAUGGAAGCGGUUCGCAAUCUCGAGGGUAGUGCUACAUUGCCUGUUCUGACACCUAAUUUGAAAGGAUUUGAAGCAGCUAUUGCAUCUGGUGCUAAGGUCGUAGCAGUCUUUGCAUCAGCUUCCGAGUCAUUUUCGAAGGCGAACAUCAAUUGUAGCAUAGAAGAAAGUCUUGUUCGUUACCGAGCUGUUACUCGUGCUGCAAAGGAGCUUUCCAUUCCUGUUCGAGGGUAUGUAUCAUGUGCCAUUGGAUGUCCAGAAGAGGGAGCAAUUCCCCCAUCAAAAGUGGCAUAUGUAGCAAAACAACUCUAUGACAUGGGCUGCUUUGAAAUUUCUCUUGCCGACACGACCGGAAUCGGUACCCCAACGACGGUUGUGCCAAUGCUUGAAGCUGUGAUGGCUGUUGUUCCUGUUGAGAAGCUAGCUGUUCAUUUCCAUGACACGUACGGGCAAUCUCUUCCAAAUAUUCUAGUCUCUCUUCAAAUGGGGAUAUGCACAGUCGACUCCUCUGUUGCAGGUUUAGGUGGGUGUCCAUAUGCCAAGGGCGCUUCGGGUAACGUUGCCACUGAAGAUGUUGUAUACAUGCUUAGUGAACUUGGUGUGGAAACCAAUGUGGAUUUGGCCAAGCUCCUGGUGGCUGGUGAUUUCAUCAGCAGGCAUUUAGGUCGCCCGUCUGGUUCAAAGAUCGCCAUUGCCUCGAGUCCUGUUAAAGCUGAUGACUCUUAAGGUUUAGGCUCUGUUUGUACCAGUUGUGCAUUUACUUGGCCUAAGGAAUUGUGAUUCCAUGUUUUUUCUUUGGCCUAUCAUGAAUUGUGAUUCAGCAAAUAAUUUCGUUAUCAAGUGAAAUAAACUGGAACAGAAUUGAUAAUACAA
Rosa chinensis is the source of this 1591-nucleotide messenger RNA. RefSeq names its product hydroxymethylglutaryl-CoA lyase, mitochondrial. NCBI's taxonomy places the organism in Eukaryota, Viridiplantae, Streptophyta, Magnoliopsida, Rosales, Rosaceae. The coding region runs from base 233 to 1444 and encodes 403 amino acids. The record is from RefSeq and is a predicted model, not a curated record. Gene Ontology annotation, molecular function: hydroxymethylglutaryl-CoA lyase activity. Gene Ontology annotation, biological process: ketone body biosynthetic process; L-leucine catabolic process. Gene Ontology annotation, cellular component: mitochondrion. The transcript has a single exon.